This is a messenger RNA of Pocillopora verrucosa, 1459 nucleotides long. RefSeq names its product COP9 signalosome complex subunit 4. The record is from RefSeq and is a predicted model, not a curated record. NCBI's taxonomy places the organism in Eukaryota, Metazoa, Cnidaria, Anthozoa, Scleractinia, Pocilloporidae. Gene Ontology annotation, cellular component: cytosol; COP9 signalosome.
ACAAAAUGGCGGCACAAGUGAAGCAAAUGUUACUUACUCUCUCUAGUGCUAGUGGUUCCCAUAAGGAUAUUACUGGAAAAUAUCGCGAAAUUUUGGAGAAGAUUUUCAAAUUUCAAGAGCCAUCUCUCACGGAAGGCCUCAAAACUUUCACUGAAGCUUUGGUUCAUGAAAAUGUAAGCCUUGUUGUAUCAAGACAAAUUUUAAGUGAACUCUGUAAUCAUAUUCCAAACAUGAAUGUAGCUUGUGCUAAGCAGGUGUCACAUUUUGUGUUGGAAAAAUUACAACCAAGAGCUAUAUCUUUUGAGGAACAGGUUGCAGUAAUAAGGAAGCAUUUGGCAAAAAUAUAUGAAGAUUGUCAGGAAUGGCGAGAGGCUGCAAGGGUGCUUACUGGAAUUCCUGUGGAGUCAGGGCAAAGGCAAUAUUCAAUAGAUUAUAAACUGGAAACCUACCUGAAGAUUGCACAGUUGUACUUGGAAGAUGAAGAUCCUGUUCAGGCUGAAGCAUACAUAAAUAGAGCAUUAAUCCUCCAAGCAGACACAAAGACAGAGAAGCUACAGAUACUUUACAAGGUUUGCUAUGCCCGUCUUCUGGACUACAAACGGAAGUUCAUUGAAGCUGCACAACGUUAUCUUGACCUAUCAUACAAUACUGCAAUACAUGAUGAUGAGCGGAUGACAGCCCUUAAGCAUGCAUUGAUAUGUGCCAUCCUUGCUUCAGCUGGGCAGCAAAGGUCAAGGAUGCUAGCAAACCUGUUUAAAGAUGAACGUUGUCAGCAGCUACCUGCCUAUGGAAUUCUUGAAAAAAUGUAUUUAGACAGGAUAAUUCGAGGACCAGAACUUCAUGAGUUUGCUGCCAUGUUAAUGCCUCAUCAAAAGGCAACUACUGCAGAUGGUUCUAGUAUUCUUGACAGGGCUGUUAUUGAACAUAACUUACUCUCUGCCAGUAAACUCUACAACAACAUCACAUUUGAAGAACUUGGAGCUUUAUUAGAAAUACCACCAACCAAGGCAGAGAGGAUUGCAUCACAAAUGAUUUCUGAAGGACGCAUGUCUGGAUCUAUCGAUCAAAUUGACGGAGUUGUGCAUUUUGAAACUCAAGAGGUGCUUCCCUCGUGGGACAGACAAGUUCAGAAUCUGUGCUUUCAGGUCAAUAACGUGAUAGAAAAGAUCAACAGUUUUGCACCAGAGUGGGUAGCUAAGUAUAAUGAAUCACAAAUGAUAUCUUGAUGAAGUUUUAAGCUACUUGGCAAUUGUCAAAAGGACAGAGCAAGCGUGCGGAAAGCACAUUGGAUACCUCCUUUGACGAUGUAUAGUUCCUUUCCUUAACGUUAAACGUGGAAGAAACUCCUGUGGAAUGAGACUUUCCGGAAGUUUGCGAUUUCUGGAUGACUGCCGUUUGAGUAUUAAAUCUGAAGAGCUCUUUAAUUCCUGAAAUAAAAACUUAUUUGUUAGAGAAUGAA